Molecule: messenger RNA, 5456 nt
Organism: Salvelinus fontinalis (brook trout)
Lineage: Eukaryota; Metazoa; Chordata; Actinopteri; Salmoniformes; Salmonidae
Product: NLR family CARD domain-containing protein 3-like
Exons: 10
Coding region: 1140-4415 (1091 amino acids)
Molecular function (GO): protein binding
Source: RefSeq, a predicted model, not a curated record
GUUCACUACAGUGUUGAGACACCGAAGUUCAGUGUUCAAUUAGCUUUUUUCUUUACGGUCAGGGACAGUAUGAGUGUAGCCAGAUCCUUUUCACUCUCUGUCCUUGUUUCAUUUUGUGGUUCACCGGAUUCAUCAUCGAGACGAGGUACAGAACAACCAGCUAACUAGCCAAGCUAGUCGGUACAGCUCGGUAAGCUAGCUAGCAACUAUACCAGCAGGAUCCUAGUUAACUUAGCUAACAAUACAUCAUUAUCUCGUUAACGGAUGCUGGCUACCUCUGUCCGGUUCUCCUCUCUUCACUAGAUGGACGGUAACUUUAGUGUUUAACCCCUGUGUCCAAGGACCAAUCUUUUGAAUAUUAUUUUUGGGGCGCCUCAAUAGCAGGUAUUGAACCCCGGGUAAAUAAUCACUAGUCAGCCUCAACCUCAGUAUACAUUCAUUAUAAAACACAUCUUAAUAUCUGAUAUUGCGAGUAAACAACCUCGGAAUAGAAAAGACAAGAGUGCCUCUUCCAGCCCACCAAUAAAUUACAUAAUUCAACCCUCCCGGUUAGUAAAUUUACCUCAACAUGCCCCCGGAGAAGGCAGAGUAACGACACCAGCCUUUUAGCGGGGCUGACUACAACGCUCGCGUCGCUAAAUGAAUUUCGUUAUUAAAAAUGACACACUGCUCGCGCGCCAACGAGCGUCUAGAAGUCAGUUCUAUUUGUGACGCAGUUCGCUCUGCAUCUCCUCAUUGGUUUAUAGAAGCAGGUACCCACGUGCCAUCUCCUCAUUGGUUUAUAGAAGCAGGUACCCACGUGCCAUCUCCUCAUUGGUUUAUAGAAGCAGGUACCCACGUGCCAUCUCCUCAUUGGUUUAUAGAAGCAGGUACCCACGUGCCAUCUCAUUGGUUUAUAGAAGCAGGUACCCACGUGCCAUCUCCUCAUUUAGCAAAAAACAUAAACAUAACUUCUUUAAACAAUAAAAGCUAAUUUACGAACAUUUCUGAAAAUGGAUAUAUAGCUUUUAGUUAUGAAACUCUUCUUAUGUUUCCCCAUCUGAGCUCAGAGUAGUUGAGAGAUGUAAUGUUUGUCUCUGUUGUGUUGAAGUCCAAUCAAGCAGGAGAGACCAGCCUCCCCUGUACCCAGCUGUGUGUCCAUGAAGAGUGACCAGUCUAUGGAACCUCCUAUGAAGUUUGGAGAGGGAGGCUUUUCUACUGAACAAAGAAACCAACAGGAGAGAUCAGAGUCAGAGAUUCUCAGUGGUCGGUCUUCCCAGAGUCAUCAAACAGACCUGGCCUCCAUAUUCAGUUUGCUUGAAGAGAAAAUUAUUACAUUUGUGAAGAACGAGCUGAAGAUGUUCAAGAGGAUUCUUAGUCCAGAACUCCCAGAAGGCUUUGAGAGUCAGAAGCAGGAUAAGGAAGUGGUGGACGCUGAAUAUGAGAAGCAGGAGAGCAGUGCCAGAGAGGGGGCUCUGAAGAUCACACUGCACGUCCUGAGGAAAAUGAACCAGAAGGAGCUUGCUGACACACUGGAGAAAAAUUCAGAUGAGCUUGCUGUGAUUUGCCAACGUGAACUCAAAUCUAAUCUAAAGAAGAAGUUUCAAUGUGUAUUUGAGGGGAUCGCUAAACAAGGAAACCCAACACUUCUCAAUAAGAUCUACACAGAGCUCUACAUCACAGAGGGUGGAACAGGAGAGGUCAAUAAUGAACAUGAGCUGAGACAGAUUGAGACAACAACCAGGAAACAAGCAAGACCAGAGACUGCAAUCAAAUGUGAAGACAUCUUCAAACCCUUAACUGGACAAGACAAAAUUAUCAGAACUGUGCUGACAAAGGGACUCGCUGGCAUUGGAAAAACAGUCUCUGUGCAGAAGUUCAUUCUGGACUGGGCUGAAGGAAAAGCAAAUCAGGAUGUCCAAUUUGUAUUUUCAUUCCCAUUCCGGGAGCUGAAUUUGCUGAAAGGGGAAAAACACACUUUCAUUGAACUUCUCAGUCACUUCUCAAAGGAAGCCAAACAAUCAAGAAUCUCCAACUACAACAAGUACAAAGUUCUGUUCAUCUUUGAUGGUCUGGAUGAGUGCCGACUGCCCCUAGACUUCCAGAAGAACAAGAUCUGUUGUGACGUCACAGAGUCAACCUCAGUGGAUGUUCUGCUGACAAAUCUCAUUAAGGGAAAUCUGCUUCCCUCUGCUCUCAUCUGGAUAACUACCCGACCUGCAGCAGCCAAUAAGAUCCCUUCAGGGUGUGUUGACCAGGUGACAGAGGUACGAGGGUUCAAUGACCCACAGAAGGAGGAGUACUUCAGGAAGAGAUUCAGUGAUGAGGACAUGGCCAGCAGAAUCAUCUCACACAUAAAGACAUCAAGGAGCCUCCACAUCAUGUGCCACAUUCCAGUCUUCUGUUGGAUUUCUGCAACAGUCCUUGAACACAUGCUGAAACAUAAGAGAGAAGAGAUGCCCAAGACUCUGACUGAGAUGUACACACACCUUGUGGUGUUUCAUACCAAACAGAAGAAUGAAAAGUAUCUUGGGAAAGAAGAGACAGGUCCACACUGGAAUAAAGAGAGCAUUCUGUCACUGGGAAAACUAGCUUUUCAACAGCUAGUGAAGGGCAAUCUGAUUUUCUAUGAAGAAGACCUGAAAGAGGCUGGCGUUGAUGUCAGUGAAGCCUCAGUGUACUCAGGAUUGUGCACACGGCUCUUUAAAGAGGAAUGUGGGCUGUACCAGGUUAAGGUAUACUGCUUUGUUCAUCUGAGCAUUCAGGAGUUUCUGGCUGCUGUAUAUGUGUUCCUCUCAUUCAUCAACAACAAUGAGAAUCUAAUGGCCGAACCGCAAUCAACGUCCAGGAAGCUUUCUGCGCUGUUCAGAGACAAGCCUAAAGUUACUGUCUACAAGAAUGCUGUGGAUAAAGCCUUACAAAGUGAGACGGGAAACCUGGACCUGUUCCUCCGCUUCCUUCUGGGCCUCUCACUGGAGUCCAAUCAGAAGCACUUACAAGGUCUACUGACAAAGACAAGAAGCAGCUCAAAGACCCAUGAUAAAACAGUCAAGUACAUCAAGAAGAAGAUCGGGGAGAAUCUCUCUCCAGAGAGGAGCAUCAAUCUGUUCCACUGUCUGAAUGAACUGAAUGACCAUUCUCUAGUGGAGGAGAUCCAAAGCUACCUGAGAUCAGGAAGUCUCUCAGAAGAAGAACUGUCACCUGCACAGUGGUCAGCUCUGGUCUUUGUGUUGCUGACUUCAGAAAAGGAGUUGGAUGUGUUUGACCUGAAGAAAUACUCCAGAUCAGAGGAAGGUCUUCUGAGGCUGCUGGCAGUGGUCAAAGCCUCCAGAGCUGUUCUGCUGUCAGGCUGUGGAGUCACAGAGAAAGGCUGUGCUUCUCUGGUCUUAGCUCUGAAGUCAAACCCCUCACACCUGAGAGAGCUGGAUCUGAGAAACAAUGACCUGAAGGAUUCAGGAGUGAAGCUGCUCUCUGAUGGACUGGGGAAACCCCACUGUAAACUGGAGACUCUGAGGCUGUCAGGCUGUGGAGUCACAGAUGAAGGCUGUGCUUCUCUGGUCUCAGCUCUGAGGUCAAACCCCUCACACCUGAGAGAGCUGGAUCUGAGUAACAAUGACCUGAAGGAUUCAGGAGUGAAGCUGCUCUCUGAUGGACUGGGGAAUCCCCACUGUAAACUGGAGACUCUGAGGCUGUCAGGCUGUCUAGUCACAGAGGAAGGCUGUGCUUCUCUGGUCUCAGCUCUGAGGUCAAACCCCUCCCACCUGAGAGAGCUGGACCUGAGCUACAAUCACCCAGGAGACUCAGGAGUCAGACUGCUCUCUGCUGGACUGAAGGAUCCACACUGCAGACUGGAGAAUCUCAAUGUGGAACAUGGUGGAGAGAACACAAUGAAACCUGGGCUUAGAAAAUAUGUCUGUGAUCUCACGCUGGACCCAAACACAGUAAACAGACUCCUCUCUCUGUCUGAGGAGAACAGAAAGGUGACAUGGAGGACAGAGAAGCAGCCGUAUCCUAAACACCCAGAGAGAUUUAGUAAGGACUGUAGACAGGUGCUGUGUAGACAGGGUCUGACUGGGCGCUGUUACUGGGAGGUAGAGUGGACUGGGUACAGGGUUGAUAUAGGAGUGACAUAUAAAGGAAUCAACAGGAGAGGAAGGGGUGAUGACUGUUGUCUUGGAUGUAAUGGCAAGUCCUGGAGUCUGUUCUGCUAUAACAACAGUUGCAUUGCCAGGCACAAUAAGAAUUCCACUAUCAUAGAUGUCCCCUCCAACAGCUCCCACAGAGUAGGAGUGUAUCUGGACUGGCCAGCCGGCACUCUGUCCUUCUACAGAGUCUCCUCUGACACACUGACCCACCUGAUCACAAUCACCUCCACAUUCACUGAGCCCCUCUAUCCAGGGUUUAGGGUUCAUGAUGACUCCUCAGUGUCCCUGUAAAUAAUAACCUGACACACACACACACACACACACACACACACACACACACACACACACACACACACACACACACACACACACACACACACACACACACACACACACACACACACACACACACACACACACAUUAGACACACAUUAGACACACACACUCAAACAGACACACACACAAAGACACACACUGAACACACACACACACACUGGACACAGACACAGACACACACACACACACACUGGACACACACACACUCAAACGGACAAACACACUAGAUGCACACACACAAACACUGGACACACACACACACACACUUUAAACACACACUGGACACACACACACAGUGUGAUUUUAUGAUGUAUUUUACUGUUUGUGUUUGUACCACAGGAGGUUGGUGGACCUUAUUUUGGGAGGACAGGCUUGUAAUGGCUGGAGGGGAAUAAGUGGAAUGGUAUCAAACACGUGGUUUCCAUGUGUUCCAUUUCAUUCACUCUGUUCCAGACAUUAUUAUGAGCCGUCCUCCCCUCAGCAGCCUCCUCUGGUAUGUACUGUCCUAUAUGUGAGAGAGCUCCAACAAGGAAUUACAAUGUAUGUAUUACUUUUAAUACCUGCAAAUGGCAAAUAAACUACUUGAACUCCUUAUGAAUGUCUGCAGCCGACUAGGCUGUUGGCGUCUGACAAGAGGUGAAAAUAUUACAGGAAUAUUCUGCAAAUGUUGAUGAAGACGUCACUCAAUCCACCCAAAACAACAUGCAGUCUUUCCACAAGACUCCCAUGAAGUUAUAGUGUGACGUUAUGAGUUGAUGUUAAAGUAACAUUCUCAGAACAUACUGUACUUGUUUUAUACUGUUUUAGAUGGAUCCUCUGUUUAAACAUUUAAACUCUUACAAUAACACCAUUAAAAUACCAAUGUGAUAAUUUGUUGUACGUCUUUUAUGUUGAAAAACUAAUUGUACAAUUAUAUAUGGACAUACGAUACAUAGUUGUACAAGUAUACAAGGAUAUAUUGUACAUUUCAUAAAACAUACUUGAAACAAGAAAAA